GCCCCCAGCUGCGGCUGCGCCCCUCCCCGCUAACCUAGCCUCGCGCCGGUCUCCUCGCGCCCCGCGCCCGGCCCCGCGAGUUUCGCGUCUCCUCCGGGCCCAGCGCCGGCUUCUGCUGUCGCCAUGACGGCGGCCGUGUUCUUCGGCUGCACCUUCAUUGCCUUCGGGCCUGCGCUUGCCCUCUACAUCUUCACCAUCGCUUCCGACCCGUUACGCGUCAUCUUCCUCAUCGCCGGAGCUUUCUUCUGGCUAGUGUCUCUCCUGCUUUCGUCCCUGAUUUGGGUCAUAGCAAGACUCAUUACUGACAGCAAAGAGGGACCCAAACAGAAAUAUCUGCUCAUCUUCGGAGUGUUGCUCUCAGUCCUUAUCCAAGAAACGUUCCGGUUUGCAUAUUAUAGGCUUAUCAAAAAAGCCAGUGAAGGUUUGAAGAGUAUCAACCCAGAUGACACAGUGCCCUCCAUGCGACUGCUGGCCUAUGUUUCUGGCUUGGGCUUUGGAAUCAUGAGUGGAGUAUUUUCCUUUGUGAAUACCCUGUCGGACUCCUUGGGGCCAGGCACAGUGGGCAUUCAUGGAGAUUCUCCUCAGUUCUUCCUUAAUUCAGCUUUCAUGACGCUGGUUGUCGUGCUGCUGCACGUGUUCUGGGGCGUUGUGUUUUUUGACGGCUGUGAGAAGAAGAAGUGGUACAUCAUUCUUAUAGUUUUCCUGACUCAUCUGCUGGUGUCAGCCCAGGUGGGGGAUGCUGCCGCAAUCCAGAACUCCAUCCCGGUCUUCCACCUAGGCUGUGGGAACUUAACCAUGUGAGUCGUCAUUGCUGCCCGCCCAAGGUCUGCUUGAACAAGAAGCUGGAAUUGGGAGCUGGAACUGGGAUUCAAACCCAAGCACUCCAACAUGGGAUGUGGGCAUUUCAAUCAGUACCUCAACCACUAGACUAAAUGCCCACCCCUACUUCCAUUUUCUUGUUUUUGCUCCAAUAGGCCUGUUCAAUGUCAUUUCCUUUUUGAGGUCUUUCCUGAAUCUAUUAUACUCAGAAAAGUGAGUGGCUUUCUCUGCUGUGAUCCCAUACACUUUUUUUUUUUUUAAUUAAGGAAUCAUUUACAUUCAACAAAAUGAACAGCUUCAAAUUGUACAGUUGGAUGAGUUUUGACAAAUGUGUACACUGUAUAACUUCAAUCCCAAUCAAUAAAUAGAAUAUUUCCUUCCCCCUUGGUUGUUCCCUCGUGUUCCUUUUCAGUCAGCCCACACUGCCUUCCACAGAGGCCACUGCUAGUUCCCACCUCUGUCAUCAGAGGUUGAUUUUGCUUGCUUCAGACCUUUAUAGAAUAGGAUAACAUGAUGCACACGUUUGUGUCUGGCUUCUGUCUCUUAACAUAAUUUUCUGAGAUUUGUCCCAUUUUUGUGUAUAUUAAUAGCUUGUAACUUUUCAUUGCUGAAUAAUAUUACAUUUUAUGGAUAAACAAUAGUUUGGCUAGCUAUUCUUCCAUUGAUAGACACAUGGCAUUCCCUACAUGCUUCUGUCCUAUAUGUUAUGGUUAGUGGCUUCCUGGGAGCUCACUGAAUAAAGGGAUCCUGUCUAUAUCCUGCUUCAGUCCCCUCCCUUUAGCAAAUAGUAGUUGUUUAUUAAAUAUUUGCUUAUGAAUGAAGCAGCAUGACAAAGUCAGUUGUUAAUUACUUUGAAGGCAGUUUAAUCCAGAUUUCACUCAGUGGUUCAGAGGGUGUAACAAGCUCCUUAAACCACGCUUGUUAAUAACUGCGUAGUCCUCCAUGGAAAGGAUAUACCAUAUUCAGGGAAACUUUCCUCAUGUUUCUAUGGGUGUGGUUGGGAAGGAGAGACCCUAACAUGUGUGAGAUCUGUUGGAUGCCUAGGUAGCUCAGGAAACAGGUUUCAGCAGAUGAGCUAAUUAGUGACAUUAUCCACCUUGCCAGAAUAGUGUAUGCUCCUUCCAGAGAAUGCUGGUUCACUGUGUCAUCACCAGCACAGAGCUGCUGUAGAUGUCCCGGUCUGCCCUUGAACCCAUGAGCCCUGUGCUCUUUGUCUUCAUUGUGUGUAAUAAAAUAAGAAUAUUUGAAAUGAGUGAACUCAAGUAGAAAGAAUGACUUUGACUUACACUGUCAGUGUUAUGGCUGAUCAUUUGAGCAGAGAUCACAUCCCUUCCCCACCCAUAAGGAAAGUCUUAGAGAAGUGUGUGUCCACCCUGGCCAGGCUUUGCCUUCUGAAUGGGCCACAUGGAGAUGCCGGGAUGAAACCAGGCAUCACUGGCUCUGUGAGGUUUUGUUGUGUUUUGUUUACAGAUUUAUGGAGGUGUCAUGGGUAACAAGAUAAAUGGCACAUAUUUAAAGUGUAAAACAUGAACAGUUUUGACAUGUGGAAGCCAUCACCGCAGGCAGGAGUUUAAUGAACACAGCCAUCACCUCAACCGUGACCCAUCUGUCUUUGUCCUCUCUCCACCCCCAAUCUCAUUCAUCUCUAGGCAACCAUGGAUCUGUUUUCUGUCAUGACGGUUUGCUUUGCAUUUUUAAGAAUUUUUCAUUUUAUUUUUUUGUGUGAAGAAUUUUUCACUUUAUUUUGUGAAGAAUUUUUCAUUUUAAAAGGAACAUAUACAUGAGCAUUUUCCAGAAAGCAUGUGGGAAAAUGAGUUUAUUUUGGUGCAAAAAAAAAUUUGUAGAAAUCCCUGUGAAGGUUUUUCACUCAACAGGUUCCCAUGAACUCUUUUUUUUUUUUUUUUUUUGCCAGGCAGAGUGGACAGUGAGAGAGAGAGAGACAGAGAGGAAGGUCUUCCUUUUGCCGUUGGUUCACCCUCCAAUGGCUGCCACGGCCGGUGCGCUGCGGCGGGCGCACCGCGCUGAUCCGAUGGCAGGAGCCAGGUACUUAUCCUAGUCUCCCAUGGGGUGCAGGCCCAAGCACUUGGGCCAUCCUCCACUGCCUUCCCGGGCCACAGCAGAGAGCUGGCCUGGGAGAGGGGCAACCGGGACAGAAUCCGGCGCCCUGACCGGGACUAGAACCCGGUGCGGCAAGGCGGAGGAUUAGCCUAGUGAGCCGCGGCGCCGGCCCCAUGAACGCUUUGAAGCUCCCUCAUCUAUUUGCUGUGUGUGUGUAUCUGUGUGUAUUCCUUUUCUGCAGUUCAGCCUUAGGAAAAGAAAAAUCUCAGUGAAUGUGUUUCUGGGAAUUUAGUUUGCUGAAUGAAAAGGGGCCAGUAACGUCCCAGGAACUGAGCCCACUCCUCUGUCCGACUGCCUUUGGCAAUCCUUGUCCACCCUUUUCCAGAGCCCAGGUCAGAGUUUGAUGCCACCAAGCAGAUUGGAGGUGGGAGGUUCUUGUUGACUUCCUGGAAAUCAUCAGCGUGAACGCUUUUAGUGCCUUUAGCAUCUAGGGUUUUAUGAGGUUCCUGCACAGCUGGCAUGAGGGUAGUAAAUUCUCUGACGAGGUGUUUCCAUGACACUGGGCCAUGGAAUGUGGGUGGUCUUCGCGCUGUAGGAACUUGGCUGAGCUGCUGGCCAGAGCCCUUGUUUCCUGCAGAAGAUUCAGGGGCCGGGGCUGCUGGGCCAUGGAGUGCAAGGUGCAUGGGAGUAGUCGCACAGGUGCGUAACUGGCGUUACUGAAUCUCUGCUUGACCUCCCGUCAGAAGGAUACCCUGACCCUGUGGCAGUAAUUUUUUAUGGUGAAUUAUUCAGCCCUGCAGAAUGCUCUGGCUCUCACCUCUGCCCUGUCACUCUGUAAUGCAGGGGUGUGGGCAGUGUGCAGUCUCCUCUACGGUGUCGCCUCACAGCUUCCUCUCACACCCCGCAGCAGCUCAGCCCUAGCCUGAGGACCACGUGCCCCCUGCCAGGCGGUUUGCAGUGUGGAUGGCGACACUGAGGCGCCCUGCCCUGCAGGGUGUGGACAAUCUGGGGCCACGCCACCACUUCCCAGAAGGCAGGGACCUUCUCUCUACACUUCGAAGGGAGGCCACUAGUUGUAAGGUGAGGGGGCAGGCAGAGCUGACAGUGCUGGCACCGGCUUGGGUUUCAGACCUGCUGAUUUUGCCAGAACAGAGCCCCAUCAGGAGGGAAUCCUACGGCUCCAAGGAGAAAGAAAAGUGUGUGUGUGUGUGUGUGUGUGUGUGUGUGUGUGUAUGUGUGUGUGUGUAUACCCAGCACCUGGCAAGGUCUUUCUGUGGGUAACACCUGCUCAUAUGCCUCCAGCCCAGCACUGGAAGCCCCAGGCCCAUUACCUCUGGGUGCUUGGACUUGGGGUGGCACAAGGUGGGAGGCUGAGAAGCCCCACAGCAGCUGCAGGGGGAAGAGGCAGGAAGAGACCAGGGGUCCCAGGUCCUCUGGCCCGUUCAUGCUGGCUUGUUUGCUCUUCUGCCCUCUGCCUCCCUCCUGCCCUGCUUCUCUCAUGCUCUGUCUCCCAAUCUUCAUUCCUCGUCACUCAGCCUUUUCUUCCGGGGUUUUACUGAUGUGGGAAAGCCCUCCAGGCUGACCCCUCCCACUGGGUAUCUCAUGGUGCGCCACAUCUACCUGGUCUGCUACGGUGGCCGGUGGCCGGUGGCCGUCAGCCACAUGUGGCUAAGGAGCGCUUGGAAUGUGGGGGGUGAAACUGAGAAACUCAAUCUGUUUUGUUUUAAUACAUUUAAAUUUCAAAGCUGAUAAUUUAUUCGGUUAUUUGGAAAACUUGAAGUUUGUUUGGAACAACUUGGAUAUGCAAAGCUGCUUUUUCAACUCUUAGCUUUAUGAAAUCUAAAUACAGAUAAAAUAUUUACAAGGAAACUUUAGCAUCUGAAUUAAGAUGUAUUGUAAGUGUAAAAUACACACCAGAUUUCAAAGAUUUACUGUGGAAAAGCUAAAAUGUUACACAUUAAAAUUCUGAUAACAUGCUGAAAUUACAGUAUUUUAGAUCCAGUCAGUUAUAUGAAAUAUAUUAAAGUGACAUCACUGGUUUA
Molecule: messenger RNA, 4919 nt
Organism: Oryctolagus cuniculus (rabbit)
Lineage: Eukaryota; Metazoa; Chordata; Mammalia; Lagomorpha; Leporidae
Gene: APH1B
Product: aph-1B gamma-secretase subunit
Biological process (GO): positive regulation of catalytic activity; protein processing
Cellular component (GO): membrane
Source: RefSeq, a predicted model, not a curated record